CCGGGCGCUGCGGGGCAGGAGGAGCGCGGGGGUCCGGGGCCGGCCGCUCGCGGGGCCAUGGACGCGGCCGAGGUGGAGUUUCUGGCCGAGAAGGAGCUGGUGACCAUUAUCCCGAACUUCAGCCUGGACAAGAUCUACCUCAUCGGGGGGGACCUGGGGCCUUUCCACCCCGGCCUGCCCGUGGACGUGCCGCUGUGGCUGGCGCUGAACCUGAAGCAGAGACAGAAGUGCCGCCUGCUGGCCCCCGCCUGGAUGGACGCGGGUAAGGCGGCGCCCCGCGCUGGUGCAGAGAAGUUGGAGAAGAUGAGGGAUCAUGAACGAAAGGAAGAAACGUUUACCCCCAUGCCCAGCCCUUACUACAUGGAGCUCACCACACUCCUGCUGAAUCAUGCCUCGGACAACAUCCCGAAAGCAGACGAGAUCCGGACCCUGGUCAAGGACAUGUGGGACACGCGAAUAGCCAAGCUCCGGGUGUCUGCCGACAGCUUUGUGAGACAGCAGGAGGCGCAUGCCAAGCUGGAUAACUUGACCUUGAUGGAGAUCAACACCAGCGGGGCGUUCCUCACUCAGGCGCUCAACCACAUGUACAAGCUCCGCACCAACCUGCAGCCUUCGGAGAGUGCGCAGUCGCAGGACUUCUAGGGAAGGCCUGGGGCGUCGCGGGUCUCGCGUGUGGUGCUGGGGGCUUUGGGCUCCUGUGUGCUCGGCCCAGGACAGAGGUGCUCGCCUGUAGUUACCCCGCGCGUGGACAGCACGUAGUGACGCGAGGAGCAGCUUCCCGACACGGGUGCAGCAGCAGCAGAUUAGUCAUUGGUCCUCCACACUCGGCUCCCCGGGACGUUAUUCCCAAACCGUCUGGAAGGUGGCUUUUCCCUUACGGAGGAAAGAACAAGGCUUCACGUGAGUGAAGUGCGAGGUCCUGCGGGGCACUGUCCCCGAGGUAGGUAGCCACUGCUGGACGUGGCCACGGCAGGAAUGGACGCGCGGCCGAGGGCGCUCUGCUCGAUCCUCGUUUCUUGGGCUGAAUCUGUGAUUUCCAAAAAGAGGCUGCAGGUGGAGUGGCGAGCGAUGCUGGCCACUGUUUGUCACUUAGGCCCUGAUGCACAAUAAAAGUGAGACUAAGCCAGAUCUUUGUUGGGUCUUUGUCCCGCAUGACGACCAAGCUGAAGGAAUGAGGCCAGGCGUGCAGCAGUGGACUGGACGAAAGGUGGACACUCGCGUGCCCUGUCCGUCCGUUGGGGACUGAUGCAGUGUCGGCAGGCAUGUGGAGUGACGCUCGGAGGAAGUCCUCCGGGGAAGGGCCCUUGUGGUCAGCAGUGGCCGAGGAGAAAGCACUUCACCCUGGCAUUCCGGCGUGGUUGGCUCUCAUGGGAAAGGAGAAAUCCUUAGUACUUGCGGGUUCUGGGGCCACACCCAGUGCGUCGGCGCCUUCCAAGAGUGCACGUGUGGUUGAGGUGGCCUGAGGCGUGGAGACUGGUGUCCGCUGUCAGGGCUCAGGUAGCUUGUGUGUGCGCCGCUGUGGGCUGCGCGAACGCAGGUGCACACCCAGGAGGGGCAGGCGGUCUCCUUGGUUGCAGGUGACAUUGUGAGGUUGACUCGGGUGACAGGACUUGCCCGUCCUCGGAGACCCUGACUGUGUGAGACGGGGGGGUCACGGGUUGUGUGUGUCUGGGGUCCCUCCUCUGGUGCCCUUCUCGGAACACCUGAGCCAGCUGAGGGACGCCUCACUGCCUGGCCUGGGGAGCUGUGCCGUUCUUGAGGUUUGCUUUAGGAGUAGGGGGAGGAAAAAAGAUGUUCCUCUUAGCAUGAUUCAGGAAGAUUUUAUUUUUUUGGAUGUUGUCAGAAAUUACAGCAAU
Molecule: messenger RNA, 1856 nt
Organism: Lepus europaeus (European hare)
Lineage: Eukaryota; Metazoa; Chordata; Mammalia; Lagomorpha; Leporidae
Gene: GINS2
Product: GINS complex subunit 2
Exons: 5
Coding region: 58-642 (194 amino acids)
Biological process (GO): DNA replication; double-strand break repair via break-induced replication
Cellular component (GO): GINS complex; nucleus
Source: RefSeq, a predicted model, not a curated record